Messenger RNA from Geodia barretti, 843 nucleotides. Lineage: Eukaryota; Metazoa; Porifera; Demospongiae; Tetractinellida; Geodiidae. The record is from the annotation of a GenBank genome assembly.
AUGGAAAUCGGAUUGAACAUGUCAAUCUCCACCAAUUCUAUUGAUGUCGCAGACAUAGCCGCCAAAGCCGAAUCGCUUGGCUUCGAAUCGAUCUGGCUGCCGGAACACCCGGUAAUGCCGGUCAACCCGGCGUCGAAAUAUCCCGGUUCACCAGAUGGAUCUAUUCCCGACUACAUGAGCGACAUGGCGGACCCGUACAUCGGGCUAGCGCGCGCUUCGGCAGUUACCAGUAAGAUUAAGCUCGGGACUGGCAUAUCUUUAAUACCGGAACGAAACCCGUUGGUUUUGGCGGGCGCAAUUUCCACGCUGGACCGUUUUUCUGGCGGGCGUUUUCUGCUUGGUAUUGGGACCGGUUGGUUACGCGAAGAAACCGAGAUAAUGGGGGGCGAUUUCGAUCACCGGUGGACUCAGGCUAGGGAAGCUAUUGAGGUGAUGCGUGCCCUGUGGACUCAGGACACGGCUGAAUAUCAUGGCCGCUAUUACGACUUUCCUCCGGUCCAGUGCAAUCCCAAACCGGCGCAGGAAGGCGGCCCUCCGGUGAUCUUGGGUGGCAAUGCCAGGAACGUAUUCCGCCGAGUCGUGCGGUGGGGGGACGGAUGGAUGCCCACGGCAUCGAAUCCCGAACAGAUCGCGGCCGGCAGGGCGGCUAUUGAUGAACUUGCCGAGGCAUCCGGGCGUGACCCGUCUGGAAUCAGCGUCACCGUAUUCGGACAGCCUGCGGACCGGGGGCUGAUAGAACAGUUCGCCAAUGCCGGGGCGAACCGCGUUAUCGUCAGAGUCGCCAGCACCACGGACAGAAGCGUAUUGGACGACCUGGAACGCAUCGCUGAGGCGGUUUUGUAA